AUGCGGGUGCACCUGGGCGCGCUGGCGGGCGCGGCGGCGCUGACCGGGGCGCUCAGCUUCGUGCUCCUGGCGGCCGCCAUCGGCACGGACUUCUGGUACAUCAUUGACACCGAGCGGCUGGAGCGGGGCGGCCCGGGCGUGCGGGGCCGGGCGGGGGCCGCCAACCGCAGCCAGCUCGAACCUCUGAGCUCGCACUCCGGCCUCUGGCGCACCUGCCGGGUCCAGAGCCCGUGUGCGCCGCUGAUGAACCCCUUCUGGCAGGAAAACGUGACCGUCAGCGACUCAAGCCGGCAACUUCUCACCAUGCACGGGACAUUUGUGAUUCUGCUGCCGCUCAGCCUUAUCCUGAUGGUUUUUGGGGGGAUGACGGGGUUUCUGAGCUUCCUCCUUCGAGUCUCCAUCCUCCUCCUGCUCACGGGGACCCUCUUCCUCUUUGGAGCCUUGGUGACCCUCGCUGGAAUGGGCGUCUACAUCGCGUACUCGGCCGCCGCCUUCCAGGAGGCUCUGUGUCUCCUGGAGGAGAAGGCCCUCCUGGACCAGGUGGACAUCCGCUUCGGCUGGUCCCUGGCCCUGGGCUGGAUCAGCUUCGUCACCGAGCUGUUCACCGGGGUGGCCUUUGUGGUGGCGGCCGUGUGCUCAGCCUGA
Molecule: messenger RNA, 645 nt
Organism: Prionailurus viverrinus (fishing cat)
Lineage: Eukaryota; Metazoa; Chordata; Mammalia; Carnivora; Felidae
Gene: TMEM114
Product: transmembrane protein 114
Exons: 4
Coding region: 1-645 (214 amino acids)
Cellular component (GO): apical plasma membrane
Source: RefSeq, a predicted model, not a curated record